CACCACACAGGAAGAGAGAAGGAGGCAGAAGGCGGGAAGCCGUGAGAGAGGAGAGACGGCAUUAUGGAAGCUGCGAAGUCGUCGCCUGAGUCCAAGGAAGUCAAGGAGAGAACUCCCCAAGAAAAUCCCAGCCCUUGCCUUCAAGAAAGACAUUUGAGAAGUAAGCUUUUGAUGAGACAAGUGAGAAUUCAUCUCACGCCUGUGCAAUUGAACAGCAACAGAGAAGGAGGUGGAGGAGGAGAGCACAAAAGGCAUUGGGCUCAGAAGCGUUUGUUGGAACAGUUUUCCAACUCUGAAGCAUGUUUAAGCGAAGAACCAACAGCCAAGAAAGCCCGUGAUCAUCAUGCUCUGGGGUCCCAGAACGACGAGGAGGAAGCCUUUAGCAGGGAAUCUCCGGAACGUGCCCCUGUUGUAUCAGAAGACAGCAGCAGCGAUUCGGAGGAUCCAGAGAACGUCAGGAAGGAUUGCGAAGAUGGGUCCCCAGAGCUGUCUGCUUAUGAGAGAAAAAGGCUGAAGAACAUAACAGAAAAUGCAAAAUUUUUUGCUUCUCUAAAAAUGUUUGAGACAGCUGCAAGACUUCGUGAAAUCACAACCAAAGGGAAAUCUUCAGGGAAAAAAAGAGUUAAGCCCCCAAGGUCAGAACCGGUGACAGCUUGUCGAAGAUCCAUGCGCUUGCAGAGAGUGGAUCCCACGGGUCUCCCUUUGCCGGAGCCACAAGUUCAGCCAGAACCGGUGGAAGAACAUCCCCGCUUGCCUCCUGGGCUGCUCCCAAUGGUGCCUGUAGAUCAAGAAGAGGGAGCUGAACGGACCAAAGGAUUCCUGGAGAUGUGGGCAAAAAUCAGCCAGGUAGAGCCUAAGAAGGAGGAAAGAAGAACGUGCACUUUGGAAAGCUACCAGACUAGUCUGAGCAGAAUGGUCCUGAGUGGAGACUCUGUGGCAAAAGUGGUCAGAGACAGGAUUUACUCGGUGGCUGUCCAUCCAUCCGAAAGCAAGACUUUGGUGGCUGCUGGAGACAAGUGGGGACAGAUCGGGCUCUGGGAUUUGGACUGCGGCUCAGAAGAUGGAAUCCAUACCUUUGUCACCCACAGCAGGCCUGUUGGCUGCAUAUACUUCUCUCCAUCCAAUCCCGCUCACCUUCUUUCCCUCAGCCAUGAUGGAACCAUAAGAUGUGGGGAUGUUACCAGAGCAACUUUUGAGGAGGUGUACAGAAAUGAGGAGUACAGUCUCUCCUCGUUUGACUUCCUGGCCAGCGACGCCUCCACUUUGUUGGUGGGGAUGUGGGAUGGGAAAGUGGCCAUGGUGGACCGCAGGACGCCUGGAAGUUCCUCGGAGCUCUCGGCGGACUUUGAUUCGCUGACAAGGACGGUCCACGUCCACCCGGUCAACAGGCACUAUUUCGUUAGCGCUGGAGCCAGGAAUGUUGGCAUUUAUGACGUUCGGCACCUGAAGACUUUGGGGAGCAAGCCUGUGGUGUCUCUGGCAGGGCACACCAAGAGCGUGGCUUCGGCUUAUUUCUCUCCUGUGACCGGAAACAGAGUGCUGACCACUUGUGCUGAUGAUACACUGAGGAUCUUUGGAACCAAAUGUUUGUCGUCUUUGGCUCCUGUUCUCACAACUAUCAGGCACAACAACAACACGGGACGAUGGCUCACCCGAUUCCGUGCCGUCUGGGACCCCAAAAGAGACGACUGCUUUGUGGUGGGGAGCAUGUCCCGCCCGAGACAGAUAGAGGCCUUCAGCGCCAGCGGAGAGAGGCUGCAGGCCUUCCUCAGCGAAGACUACCUGGGCUCCGUCUGCUCCAUCAACGCCUGGCACCCAAGCAGGUACAUCUUGGCCGGUGGCAACUCCAGUGGCCGCCUCCAUGUUUUCAAGGAGUGACGGAGCGACAAGAGUCUUGGCUCUUACACCGAAACCCAGAAGAGUCCGGCUGGCUUUUUAAGUUUUUGUUAAGGCUUGGCAUUUCUCUCAGGUGUAUGUGUGAAGUUACGUCAGACCUUGGCAUGGUAUAGAUCAGGCCUGACCAAGCUUUGGCCCUCCCUCCAGGUGUAACCGCUGGUAGGUUGUUAGGAAUUGUGGGCGUUGAAGUCCAAAACACCUGGAGGGAGGGCUGAAGUUUGCACAUGCCUGGUAUGGAUUCGUAGUUGCAGGAAUGUGGCCUGCACUUGAGAUAAAAGGUGGCCAGAGGGGAAUCUUGGCUUCUUAUGUCUAAUUGCCUAACUGGACCUACCACAAAUGCAACGGUGUGCCUUUCCAUGUAUUGUUUCUUCAUUGUUUGGAGCUUUUUAUUGCCAUCCGGAGCCUUAAAAACCCAGAACAGACCCUGGCUUCACGAGUUUGGCCUUUGAACAAGGCAGGGCCUCGCUGACAAAAUGGGGUAAUUUUAAAACACCGAAGGAAUGUGUUUUUGAAGGCCUUUUUCAAGGUACUUGUGCAAUUGGCACUGGAAUAUAGUUUGUUUGAAAACCAGGUUUUGAUUUUUGCAGCCUCAGACAAGAAAACAGUGAUUAAUCAGCAUGCAAAUGCCAGUAUUAUGAGAUGAGGACAGUGUUUUGUUGUGAUUCAGGAGCAGAUAUAAGGUGUGGGCUUAUUUAAUGCUGAUUUACUUGAGCAUUAGAAAGCAUAUUAAUUCUAAAUGCAGACAUUGCUUUGUUAUUCAGGAGCAGAUAUAAGGUGUGGGCUUAUUUAAUGCUGACUUACUUGAGCAUUAGAAAGCAUAUUAAUUCUAAAUGCCUUUGAGUGGCAAGAUGGGAGAAUUGCAGCCAUUUCUUUUGGGCUGGGAAGGCUUUGGGGCAUUUCACAUCAGUGUUGUCCUUUUCUUGAAAAAGUUGUGGAACAAAUGUUUCGGAUCAGUGUUCUCUUUCAAAGCACACACAGCAAACGCUUGGUAUGAAAGCAGCCUAAGUUCAUUAACGCUACAAAAAAUAAUAAUACAGAUCAGAUUGUUAUGACUUGACGGUGAAGGGUGUUUUUUAAAGAUUUUAUUUCCCUAUGCUUCAGUUUCUUGAAAGAGUUUGAAAUAAAAAAAAUUCUGCUAUAAAAA
Molecule: messenger RNA, 3040 nt
Organism: Anolis sagrei ordinatus
Lineage: Eukaryota; Metazoa; Chordata; Lepidosauria; Squamata; Anolidae
Gene: WDR76
Product: WD repeat domain 76
Biological process (GO): regulation of DNA damage checkpoint
Cellular component (GO): nucleus
Molecular function (GO): protein binding; DNA binding
Source: RefSeq, a predicted model, not a curated record